CGUGCCAAUUUCGUAAUUUCUCUUAGUAACUGUGUUCUUUUCGUGCCGGUUUCGAUCGUGUUGUUGUGUCAUGUCAGAGCUUGCCAACUCUAGUUACGAGUAUCUUGAACUACAAAUUAUUGAUUUCGCUAUUCAUGUGUCUCGAUACAGGAUAGCUUGCCAAAAACAGGUAUGGACAUGAGUCUCUUGUAUCCCACUGAUUCUGCAAAAAAUAAAAAAAAAUUGAUUAGUACAUAAAUAAAUUUUCUUGACAGUGACUUUGUUAUUGCACAUUUCAAUUUGUGGAUGUGAUUGCAUUUUACAUACAGUUUAUCAGUGUCCAUACAAAUGAAAAAGAACUUGCUGGAAAGUGGUUAGAAUCCUACAGAACACCCCCUUACAAUCCUCUCGAAUAUUCUCCUGCUCAUUACAUAAAAGUAACUUGCUCCUUCAACCUCACAUAACUCAAAAUCACUCGAUCUUCGCUUCACUCCAUGGCUGCAACAACAUCCUCCCUUGCAAUCCACAUCCCCAAGUAUCACUUCAUCAUCAGCUCAUCAUGUUCAAAACCCGGUUCGCUACCUGUUUCCCGGUCAUUAAAACCGUCUAACAACCCUGAUAAAUCAUUGUCUUUUGCUAAAAAUUUGGCAGUUGCUAGUACUGUCUUUUCACCCCUUGCUACUUCCCCUUUAGCCUUAGCAGCAAAGCAAAUAGUCGAGUCGCCUCAGGAAGAUAACCGAGGCCUUAUCCUUCUGGUGCCUGUUGCAGCUGCUGUAGGGUGGGUGCUCUUCAACAUCCUGGGGCCUGCAUUGAACCAGAUCAACAGAAUGAGAAGCGAGAAAAUGACAAUAGUUGGACUCGGACUUGGCGGGUUAUUAGCUGCUGCAUCAAGUGCUGUUAUUGUGCCUAGUGCUUCGGCUGCAAGCGAAGUUGCUGAAAGUGAGGGUGCUUCAGGGGGUGGUAGUCAAGGUCUGCUUGCGUUGAUCGUCGCUGGUGCUGUGGCUUUAGAGGUGGUGAUGUUGAAUAGCAUGCAAUCAAAGUAUGAGGAAAAGGGUGGUGCUAGUGAUUAAUUAAUUAAACUUUUGAUAGGAUUAGUGUAUAUGUAUGUAUAUCAAAAUGUAGCAAAAAAAAGAAUUCCCUUGACUGAAAUUACAUGGAGUAUAUUCAUAUCAUCAUAAUAAUAAA
Messenger RNA from Chenopodium quinoa (quinoa), 1164 nucleotides. RefSeq names its product photosystem II core complex proteins psbY, chloroplastic-like. The record is from RefSeq and is a predicted model, not a curated record. Bases 474 to 1049 code for a protein of 191 amino acids. Gene Ontology annotation, biological process: cell redox homeostasis; photosynthesis. Lineage: Eukaryota; Viridiplantae; Streptophyta; Magnoliopsida; Caryophyllales; Amaranthaceae. The transcript has a single exon. Gene Ontology annotation, molecular function: manganese ion binding. Gene Ontology annotation, cellular component: photosystem II; membrane; chloroplast thylakoid.